Contarinia nasturtii (swede midge) is the source of this 721-nucleotide messenger RNA. RefSeq names its product putative helicase MOV-10. The transcript is spliced from 4 exons. Lineage: Eukaryota; Metazoa; Arthropoda; Insecta; Diptera; Cecidomyiidae. The annotation marks the transcript as partial. The record is from RefSeq and is a predicted model, not a curated record. Gene Ontology annotation, molecular function: 5'-3' DNA helicase activity.
CGAUUUUAUGCAUUUACCGCAGGCGACCCCAAACAAUUGGAUGCGGUAACAAAAUCUGAGUUGGCUAACGUUUUGGGCUUCGGAAAAUCACUAAUGGAACACCUAUUAGAAGGAACACUUUAUAAACGUGAUCCAAAAACAGACACAUACAACAAACAAUUUGUCACCAUGCUAGUGAGAAACUACCGAUCACACGAAGAUAUUCUGUACAUCCCGAAUAAAUUAUAUUAUGAUCAAAAAUUAAAAGCAGAGGCUCCAGAAAACAUAACACAUUUGAUUAAUAAUGAAUCUCUUUCGUCACCAGUGGUUUUUCAUUCAAUACGUGGUGAAUGUAAAAAACCACGAGCAAACUCAAGUUCAUACAAUGCCGAAGAAAUCGAAAUGAUUAAAAAAUAUAUUCACGAACUAUUGAAUGGGCAGACGCUUGGAAAAAAGUUCAAGGCAAAUGACAUUGGUGUGGUAUCUCCCUACAAACUCCAAUGCAAUAAACUCAAGGAUAGUCUGGAAGAUUUCACUAUAGGUGUUGCGGAAACUUUCCAAGGGCAAGAAAAGCUGGUGAUGAUAAUAUCAACCGUUUGUUCCAACAACAUUUUACCUCAGUUUGUUCAAAAUGAACGGAGAAUCAAUGUCAUGCUAACGAGGGCUAAGGCCCUCAUGAUUAUUAUCGGUAAUGAUGAAACACUCGCGGCAAAUAACGACUGGCUUGAGUUAAUUAAUUUUU